AUUCGAAACGUGGUAGGUACUUGUAGUCCUUAGGUAUCGUGAGUUUUUUUUUCGAGAGAGUACUAUAAAUGUGUAAUAGCGAGCGAAAAAAAGCGUCAUAUAUCGCGCGCUCAUCGUGAACCCAUAACAAAUAAAUUUAAUGCUUCGAUCGUCUCAGUUUACCGCUGGCCAUUUCAAACAAUUGAUUUGAAAAUUACAACAGUUUACAAAUCGAUCAUUUAACAAUACGUUCGUUUGUGUUUUUUUACACUUAAACUUAGUAAAUUCGUUUGGCGAGUGAAAAAAAAAAUUAUGUAUUUGUGCACGUUCUCCCAUUUUCGGCAAUUUUUGAUAUUCAUUCCUGUUGGAAUUCUGGCGAUGUUAUACGGCUGCGCCGUAGGAUGGACUUCAGUCGGUAUCGUCGGCCUGCAACAGCCAGACAGUAAAGUGCCGUUGGAAAAAUCUGAUACGAAACUGAUCGCCGCGUUCUUCGAACUGGGCAGAUUCUCUAGCGCCAUUCCAGCCGGUUUAUUGGGCGAUAGAUGGGGUCGCAAGACAAUCAUUUUGAUCUGCAGCGUGCAGCAUUUGCUGGCUUGGUCGUUGAUUAUCCUAACAGAGUCGAUAAAUGCGCUUUUCUUGGCCAGAUUCCUUUCCGGAUUAGCUGUUGGUACUGGUAACGCUGUACUGUUCAUCUACGCUGGCGAAAUGUCACCUCCGAGAAUUCGAGGCACUAUUCUUUCGCUAAUGUACACGUGCUAUUAUUUGGGUAUCUUGAUCGAGUACAUUUUUGGAGCCUGUUUGACUUACGAACUCGUAGCCAUCUGUUCGUUGGCGGUGUGCUCGUUGUUCUUCGUUUUCAUCUUUUUCAUCAAAGAAUCUCCGAGCUAUUUGUUAACGAAAUCGAAAGACGAUAAGGCCAAGUCGAUAUACAAAUGGUUGAAUAAUCGUAGGCCCGAGGACGAAGUAAAUAAAGAAUUCGAAGCCAUCAAAGAAUACGUAAAUAACCAAAACAAGAACAAAGAAAGUUCAGUAAGUGGAUUCUCCGAUCCGGUAAACAGGAAAUGCGUCAGUUUAGUAUUCAUCAUCAAUUUCCUUACACAACUCACCGGCCUACCGGUUCUCAUCGCUUUUGUACACACCGUUUUCAAAAGUUCCACUAAUCUAACGGCCAAUCAAUUCGGCGUCAUUUUCGGCGCUCUACAAUACAUCGCCGGAUGCUCUGCCACUCUUUUAUCCGAUAAAAUUGGCAGAAGGAAGAUGUACAAGUUGACGUGUAUCUCGUGCGCAUUCUGUCACGCUGUCACAGCUAUACUCUUCUUCAUCGAUCGUGAUCUAGGAUACGAGGUUCCAUUCAUGUCCUGGUAUUUACUCAUUAGUAUUUCCUUGUAUGCCUGUAUUUAUGCUGCCGGACUUGGACCGUUGACUGUAAUCGUAAGAGGUGAACUUCUACCCCAGGCUGUCAAAGGUAUCGGCAGUGGUUUAGCUGUUGUCUCGGCCGGAGUAUCGUGUUUCCUAUUGGUAUUCAUUUUCCACUUCAUCCAAGAUACCUUUGGAAUCACCUACAAUUUCGUAUUCUUCUUCUUCGUUAGUAUCGCGUUAGCCUUAUUGACGCAUUUCAAACUGCCCGAAACCAAGCACAAAACAUUGGCUGAGAUUCAAGAAGCUUUCAGAAACUCGUGAGGUUUUUCUACCCACCAAUCACAUUCGACGAUGUAGAUGACGAUUUUAUAUAUUGGAAUAUGUCAAUUAAAAAAAAAUGGAUAGGUAAUGCAGAAAGUGACGAUGAUGUAUAGUUAAUAUUAUCACUCGAGUUAAUUAGGUAAUCGAUUAAAGGAGGUUGAUGUAAGACCAAUCUGCGCCCGGCUCACGAGUCGAGAUGAUUGCCUACGUGAAUCGACGACAGAUUUUUCAAUCGGUAUGUUGAUUAUUUUAUAUUGAGAUGUUUUGAGCAACUAUUUUGUUUGGGUUGUUAAGAGCUUUAUAUGAGGAAUCUUUGCGUACAAUAAUGUUUGAGCUGGUGUUUUUAAACGGGUUGAAUAAAUCUUGUAGACUGGAAAAGAAUUUUGUAGUAUUUUCAAAAUAAGUAGAUAUAAGAGUUUGAGUAAAUUACAAAAAUCGUAGGCCUAUCCACCUUCAUUUUUCGAGCAAUUACCUAGCUGUUCACAAAUAAGUUCUCAGAUGUGACGUUUAGUUCACUUUUUCCAAACGUAUAAUUAAAAUGAAUUUCAAAAACGUAGGGUAUAAAAAGCUAAAAGAAACGUUAACUAAGAGAAUUGCCUUCGUUGUCAGAUAUUCUUUAAUUUAGGAAACAACUGUUUUUAAAAUUACUAAUAGGGUCAAAUAAGACGUUUUUACUCCAAUGACAUUUUUAUUAAGGUAAAAAAAAAUAAAGCUUGACAAAAUGAAAAUAUCUCCUUCACCUUUGAAGAGAAUUAGUUUUCAAUCAAGCAACAAUAUUCUGCCCACUCCAUUUUCUUUCUUUUUUUUCCUUCUUUUUUUUUGUAUAAGUAAGUGAAUAAACAUGAAAGAGUAUAUUCGUUUAUUUAUUCUCAAAAUAAAUCGCCACCUUUGAAAAACAAAUUCAAAAGAAAACAAAACCACGUCGAUUUAAAAUUACAAAAAAAAAUUCUACCUACUCAAAAUACUUCUAAAAACGAUUCACAUUAUUCUGCUUAUGGAAUUGGGGAAAAGAUUCACUCGCUCUUUCUACCUCCGUUAUUAGCUUUUACAAGAAAAAUUUUAAGGUAGAGUACUUUUUGAUUAGUGACACUUUGAGAGGGCGCUGUGAGAAGACUAUUGCACGGAUGAAGCUGAAAUUUGUACCACAUAUACUUCAGGGGGUUCUCUAUCAAUGGUAAAAUUUUGGUACAAUUUGGUUCACAAAUCGUGGAGAAAAUUGCAAUUUGAAAAUUUGAAAAUCGACUUUUGCAUUUACCCCGUGUUAGGGUAAAUGCAAAAGUGGGCAAUAUUUUUUUAUUUUUGUAUUUUUUUGCAUUUUCAACACACUCACCGUAUUCUACGUGUCAUUUGCUAACUUUUGAUGUAUUCGUGGUCUUGAUUCGGUGAAAAAUUCAAUAAGUUUUCCACUUCCCAAAAAAAAUUUUAGGGGAGUGAAAAAAUGUUGAAAAAUUAUUUUUUUAAAAACUCGCUAAAAUGAACAAAAAAUCAACUAUUGGUCAUUUCUGAUGUUUUUUAUGUAAAAAACUCGUCAUAGAAAUACAUUUUUCGUCAAAUAUAUCAGUAGAACAUCAAAAAGGAGCAAUAAUUUAAAAAUUCAGUAAAACUGUUAAUCACUUCUCUAACGUGUAACUCAUCAUGUGACCGUGGAAGUUUAUUUUUUUUGUUAUUUCGAACCAUUUUCAAGUUAUUUGGAGCAAAAAAAUAUUUGUGGUAAGUGCAAAAAUUUAAAAAAAAAUCUUUUUUGCAAUUACCCCGAGUCGAUUUUUUCUGGGGUAAUUGCAAAAACGCAAUUUACGGCCAAAAUAAAAAAAAUUUCAUAUUGCGAUAUCUUACCUUAAACUUCAUUUCUUCAUGACCCUAAAUCGCGAAAAUUCCAGAUAAAUCGACAGUUUUUUCUAUUUCACAUGGAUUUUUUUAAAAAACACCUCUCACUUUACUUAUGAGUGGUUUCAACAUGCUUUGAUAAAAGUGUUUGCUACUGAGCGACAAUCUGAACCCCGCGAGGUGUGACCAGGAGAAUAUGUCGGUAAAGGUCGUUGCUUCGACACCCCCUAGUUGGCACAACCAGAAAAUUGAUAAUUUGUUUGCAUGAGGUCACAAUUUUGCAAUUAUCCCGUUUUUGCAAUUACCCCACUCUACCUUAAAUAAAAUUCUUCCUUUCUUCAACAAAAAAAAAAAAAAAAUGUUGGUAUUAAAAUAUUGUUUUUAAACUUAUAAAAAAAUCUUAUCCUAACGUGACAUUUUUCAAUGAGAAAAUACUUAUUCGUGGGUGGUGAAAAAUUGCAGCCUUUCCCCUUCCUCGAUAAAAAAUAAAAAGGCAUUUCAAAUAAGUAGAAUUUUUGUUUAAAAAAUGAAAACGCCAACGUAAAAUUUUAUUACAUACUUAUGUACUGAGAAUUUAUUUUUCCCUAGACAUUUCCUGUUUAUUUUUAAUAUUUUUUUAAUAAGUAAUACUUGAGUGCAAAUAAGUUCCAAUGAAAAUUUCAAAAUUUUUAAUCACCUCAUUUUUCAAUUGCCACUAUUAUUUUGAGAUAGUUCCAACCCCUCCUUCUUCCACCACAAAUACGAAUUUGGGAAAAUUUCAGUUUUCACUCAAUUUCAAGUUCAAAUGCUGUGUUUUCAUUUCUGAUAAUUUUGUGGAUAUUAAAAUUCAGCCCAUUUUACAUGAGAAAAUCAAAAUGAGAAAAAAUUCAGGUAGAAAGCUGAAACUUUGUAUUUGGUUUAGCAUCUUAUCAAAAAUAAGUAUAUGGAACCAAAUUUCCGCUCUUAACACCAAUUCUUUUUUUAUGACUAAUUUUCAAUUUUUUUCUCUUUUAUUAAAAUAAAAAAAAAUGUACAGUUUCGAUUCGAACCCAUAGAAAUUGAUUUUGAAAAUUUGUACACAAAACAAUCGAAAUUACAGUCAAUCCAAUUCUAUGAAUACCGAAUUUUAUUUCUCCCCUUCUUAUUGUAUUUUUUUCAAAAGUUGAUAGUUUCAUCAACUUUAGAUUUUUUCGGGGAUAAUGAACCAGUUAUUAAUCUAAAAAAAAAAAUCGUCACAAAUCGAAGAAUUAAAUGCAGUUCCUUCCUGAAAUUUGAGUUUAAUGAAUGGGCAGGGGUUGGAUUUAUGAAACACCCCUCCCAGAGUGAACCUACCUAUCUGAUAUUUUUUCAAUUUCAAAUGCACCAAAUUCUUGGUGUUGAAAUUCAUUUUCAAAAUUUCAAUUUAGCUCAUGAAUAUAGGUAGUUUUGGAUUUUAAAAAAGUUUAGUAGUCCCAACAAAUUCGGUGGUGAGAGGCGGAGAUAAAAAAUUCAGGCAUAUUCCACUUGAAAAUUGAUUUCAAAAAUACAGAUGGAUCGUUUUUUAAUUACUUUAAUCCAAAAAUAAAAAAUACACACAUCCAUCUAAUGCGCUCAUAAAACACAUCUUCCUCAUUAUAUUGUUUGAAAAUAUGGAUAGUAUGUUUUACAACACACGCAGAAGAUAUAAAUAUUCGUGUAUGGCGCUUGUAGUUAUUUCGAACAAGUAUACUUAUAGGGGAAAAGACGUUUUUCAUUUAGAAUAUUACCAUAGUCUACCACACGCUUCGAGAGAGAUUUUAAAAAUUCACAAUUUUCAAAUAGAAACAUUUUUUGGGCAAUAUUUCAUUCGUUAAAUUCAACUUUAUACUCCCGAUGGAAACAGUUUUCAGACUUUAUAGAGCAUUGAAAUACUGAAUUUGAAAAAAAAACUGCAGUACCCGAAACUUUUUGAUUUUCAUUCAAAUGAAUUUUUAUAUCAGCCAUGCAUCAAAUCCCAGACAGGGGAACCCGAAUAAAAAUUCAACAAGUUGAUUCGAAUAAAUUCAGCGCCUUAGUUUUUAGUCUUCAACUUGAACUUGACUUUGUCUCACAUGCUGUAUUUCUAAUUCAUAAUACCUACAAAAUUAGGUAUACCUAAAAAUAAAUACGAGAUUCGAAUACCUACCGCCAAAUAUACCGAAACUUUACCAUACCUACAUGCACCUUAAGCAUUUAAUUGAUGAAUAUUUCCAAACAAUCGUACCUACACGGUUUAAAGUGUGCAUUGCAUUAGGACCUAUAUCGAGACAAUCAUAAACAAUACAAGUUUCUUCCAUUGUUAAAGAUUGUGUUCAUUAGCAGAACGUUCAUGACCGAAAGCUGGCAUUGAAUUAAGUUGAUUUUUUUCCAAUUUACAUGCUUAAUUUUUCUUUUCAUUACCAGCAUCUUUCAGUAACUGAAUAUUUCAGGUACAUGGACGUUUUCUAACACAUGUGCCUAUACGUCUACGAUGAUUUUGGCGCAUAAAAUUUCUUUCGUUAUUGUAUCAAAUUUUCUGUGACUAAUAAGAAAUGAGCCCAAUAAAUGUACCUACAUGAGCGUACCAAAUUGAGAUAAAAUAUUAAAUUUCGAACAAGUACCUACCUUAUGUAAAGCUAAUUGUGUACCAUUUAGCUUUCCUCCCCUCCCCCUUAGGUUCACCCAUCCGAAUUUUUCCCACUUGGGAUAAAAUUUUCUCUAUUUCAUGAACUAGAUUCCAUCUAUGCAAACAGACUUCCGAGUUGUCCUCUCACCCUUAUUGUUUGAUCCAAACUCAGCUUCCCUUUCAGGCAUUUCCCCCCCCCCCCAAAAUAAAGACAGAAAAUUUGCGACGUAAUCUAACUUUAAAAAUUAAAUGAGCUCAAAUUGAUCUAAAUGAGAUAAAUAGAUAUCAAAUUACAUACUGAGAAAAAAUUCUCUCGUCCACACAUUUGGUAAAUUUUUCGAGUCGAAGAAUUACAUCAUCUAAUUCGUACAGAUAAAUCGUAAUUCGUACAUCGGAAUAACCGCAUAUAUAGCUAUCUCAAGCAGCCAAAAAUUAGGUCGUAAUAAUUAAUAUAAUUAUAAAUGGGCGUAAUAAUUCUCUCGGUAAUUUCGUACUUACCGAUAUUAAUUACUUGUCGGCUGUCAUUUGCACUUGUCACAAAUUUAAACACCAUUAUCUUCGCAUACAGAUUACUGGGUAUUUUGUUCCGUCAAACAUCAUUGUCUCCAUAAUCAGGAAAUAUUAUGGUGACAUAAUUUCAAAAAAAUUCGUUCACGAUUUGGCAGAAUGUGGAUGAAAUUUGUUUGAAAAAAUAAUCAAAUGAAACCGAAAGGUUAGAAACACAAUUCACUAUCAAAGGGAUACCUUAUAUUUUACAGAAUUAAAAUAAUUAUUUUUUCCAAGUUAUUGAUCGAGGAGACGAGCACGUGUUGAAUUGAUGUUCGUAGAGCUUCCGUAUUCUUUUUUUUUCUUUCAUUACAUUUUAACGUGGUCGUUUCAAAGAUAAAAUGCAAAGGGUUAGGAAUGAAAAUUUUAGUUUGAAAGGUGAUUUUUUUAAGGCCGAAAUAUUUCGAAUAAGCAGUAGCCAAUGAAAUUGAAAAUUAAAAAAAUAUAUCAAGGGUCAGGCUUAAGACGAUCUGAAAAAUUAAGAAAGAUGUGAUAAGGAGGUAAUUGCAAAUGAUUAAUGAAGAAAAUGAGUGAAAAAAUUACAACGUGGUGGAAUUUUUUCAUUCGAUGAAGGUUCAAUUAAUUGAAAUCGCUUAAGUAGGUACAAAUUAAAAGGGAUCGUAUGCUACAGAAUGAACUAAUUUUUACCAGUGAAAAAGUUGUACGCUUAGUUUGUAGAUAAACGAAGAAGUUAUGUUAUUGAACAAGUACAAAUUGCAUUACGAAUUUACAAUUUUUAUCGUAAAAUGAAACUUCUUUUUUGCCUGCAUAAUUUACCUUAACUUUUUAAAUUCUAGUUUUAUCGUGUUAUUGUACUUUUUUUUUAGUCUGUGAUUAAAUGCAGGUGUCUUCGAAAAUUUAUUCGAAUACACCUGUUGAAAUUGUGAAUGUCGUAAAUUGUGUAAAAUUAUGUGUACGUAACUUUAGUUUUAAUAAAUUUGAAAUUCUAUUUUGUAUGAAUUUCAAAAAGCCAAAUGUUACCUAAUUUUAAAUUAAGUGUAUUUGUAGCCUAUAUCUAAAUAAUAUGUCGUGUCAUAUUUUUUAUUGUUUUUUUUUUCCUGAUGAUUGUACAUACCUAUUGUAAAUAGUACCUAUUUUAAGAAAAUAAAUGUAUAAAGUAUAAUGUCACUGAAUGCAAAAUGAACUUUUAUACAUUUCCAAUAAAAUUGAUUUUUUAUGCUUGAAA
Planococcus citri (citrus mealybug) is the source of this 7796-nucleotide messenger RNA. Its product is annotated as solute carrier family 2, facilitated glucose transporter member 6-like. Gene Ontology annotation, molecular function: transmembrane transporter activity. The transcript is spliced from 2 exons. The coding region runs from base 292 to 1659 and encodes 455 amino acids. The record is from RefSeq and is a predicted model, not a curated record. Gene Ontology annotation, cellular component: membrane. Lineage: Eukaryota; Metazoa; Arthropoda; Insecta; Hemiptera; Pseudococcidae. Gene Ontology annotation, biological process: transmembrane transport.